GAGCCCCGCCUCCUCUCCCAGCCCCAGCCGCAUCCACACGCAGCGCUGCCGGAGAGGCCAUUGGGCUGGAGCCCGGAACGCGCCCUCAGCCUGGAGCUCCUGAUCCGCUCCUGAUCCGCUCCUGCUCUGCUUCUGUUCCGGCCUGGAAACCCAACUUUACCGCAGUCUGAGCGCUUCUCCUGCUUCAGAACCGGUCCAGCCCGAACCGCUGCUGCUCCAGACCGACAGAACCAGGAGAAAAUCGGGAUUCCGGCCUGAAAACGGAGCUUUUUAUCAGCAUGAUCCGCUCCUGCGCUUCACGGAAUAACGCUGUAUCAACAGCCUUCCGUUAUUAUGGCGGAUUAACGAGCUGUCAUCGGAGUUGUUCUCAGUGAGGGACGCUUAUAAUAAUAUAAAUAUUGUUUUUAUUGUUAUUAUAAUUUACAGUGAUCUGUAUUUACAGUAGUAACCCUAUACAGCAGAUAUGAGGCUUCAAGGGGCAUCCAGAUGGAAACAUGGAAACAUUAUAACUAUUAAAUGGGUCAUCAGGCUUUGAUCUAGACCUCUUCUUCAGCUCUUUAUCUCCAUCCUCCUGCGCUUCUACAGCGGGUUAGAUCAUUCUCUGGACUCUAAACUGGCCUGGGUCUGGUUUCUUCGCUCUCUGGGAGAAUACAGCUGUUAUUAUUAGAUAAAAUGAGCGCUCAGGUCACGGGAAGGAAGAGGAUUCCCAACAGGGAGAAGCUGACGGCGGAGGAUGAUGCUCUGAGUCAGAUAGCCCGCGAGGCGGAGGCGAGACUGGCGGCUAAACGAGCGGCUCGGGCUGAAGCUCGGGAGAUCCGUAUGAAGGAGCUGGAGAGACAGCAGAAGGAGAUUUAUCAGGCUCAGAAGAAAUAUUAUGGGCUGGACAGCAAAUGGGGCCAUAUUGAGCAGUGGAUGGAGGACAGUGAGCGGUACUCUCGCCACUCACGAAGACACGCCUCGAUAUCAGACGAUGAGGAGCGGAUGUCUGUUGGAAGUCGAGGAAGUUUAAGGGGAAACUACUCGGACCUGUGCAGCAGCACCGGCAGCCUGCCCUCAUCCAGACUUCAAAAUGGCCGGCCCUCUGCACUUUUUAGUGAUGCUCCUCGCUCGAGAAGCCACAGGGGUUCUGUAUAUGAAGAGAAUGUGCACUCUGGUGCUCGGCGGUUCAGUGGCUCCAGCACUCGCGGCCCCUCGGACUACAGCGGCUUUCUGGGCUCCGGUUCCAGAGCCUCGUCCAGGGCCAGCUCAGCCCGAGCCAGCCCGGUGGUGGAGGAGCGGUCAGACUUCCUGGAGAAGGGCUCCAGAACAGCUUCUACUCUCUCUGCUGCUACUCUAGCGUCGCUGGGAGGGGGUUUAUCUCGGAGGGGCAGCUGUGAUACAUCAAUCUCUGCUGAUACAGAAGCUUCCAUACGAGAAAUAAAGGACUCUCUGGUCGAGGUUGAGGAGAAGUACAGGAAGGCCAUGGUGUCCAACGCUCAGCUGGACAACGAGAAGUCCAACCUGAUGUACCAGGUGGACACGCUGAGGGACACACUGAUGGAGCUGGAGGAGCUCCUGUACGAGACCCGCAGGGAGUGUGAGGAGAAGUCCAGGGAGUAUGAACGAGAGCGACAUGCUCAUAGCAUCCUGCAGUUCCAGUUUAACGAGAUGAAGGAGACGUUAAAACAGAGCGAGGAGCUACUAACGGACGCUCAGCACUUGCAUAUGAAGCAGGACGGAUAUGUUAGAGAGAUUUCAGACCUGCAGGAAACGCUGGAGUGGAAGGAGAAAAAGAUCGGGGCCUUAGAGAGGCAGAAGGACUAUUCAGAUAUUAUCCGAGAUGAGCGGGAUGCGCUGAAGGAUGAGGUGUUCCGGCUCAGAGAUGCUCUGAAGAAACAUGGCAUCGUUAUCGGAUCUGAGGUGACGACGAACGGCGAGACGGGAGGAAACGGGAUAGACGGACCUGAGAACGAAGAAUCUGCGUCCAGAUUGGCUCAGGAAGCUCACACACCUGUAACGAGUGGAGACAGCAUGCUGGAGAGAUCUCCAGACGGACGAGGCUCUGAGGUGGACAGCAGGACGUCUGGGAAGACUUUGAGACAGAGCGUGGCGUCUCAAAAGUCCUGUUCAUCAAUUCCUAGAAGGAGAAUUAGAGUGGAGACGAGAGAAUCAGUAGCAUCAUUAGGGACAUCGAUGGCGACGCCAAUGAAGAGCUUAAAUGACAUCAAACCAACAGAGAAGAGAAUCUUUGAGAAAAUCCAAGAAGUUCCUCAAAUAAACCAUAAGAACCCCAAAGUUGGAGAGUCAUUAGAAGCUAAAUAUGUUCCAGAAGCCUUUAAACAUGAGAUAAAGUACCAAGACAAGGAGAACCCUGACCAUAAGUCCAUUUCUGUUGAUAUUAAUGCAGAAGCUGUUAAAGAAAAGGAAGCAAAAACUGCAGAACAAACUCUGGAGAAGCAUUUCAUCAUGAUAGAAGAAGAACAUUAUGAAGAACCACUUUUAGAACAUAAAACACAAGAAGAUAACCAAAUAGAGACGACCACAGGUCUUCUAAAUGAAGAUCUAAACGUCUUAAAGCUCAUAAAGGAUCCCCAGACCAUCACAACCCAAGAUCACUCAAAUUUAGCCAAUCAAAACCCAAGGAAACAAGAGCGAAAUGAAAUUGAGAUGCCAGGAACCAGCCACAGCCAAUGUCAAGACCUCAUUAACCCCCUUAAACUGGAUGACGUGACUCUCAGCAGCUCCUCGUUAGAGAUUUAUUCCUGGACCAGUGAGGAAGAAGACUCUGAAACUGAGCCAGAACUUGAGCUGGAGGACAUUCAGGGCUGUAGAGUGGCCGUUCCGGUGGAGGAGACGGGCAUCGCGGUGUUUUUAGACAGCUGUGAAGAAGCUGGAAACGUGGACUUUGAGGUUUUUGUACGGGAGCGGGCGUACGUGCAUCAGAAAGAGACGGAAACCCAAGAAAAAAGGCUGAAAUCCAGGAGAAAACAUGACUGCAGUGUUUCAUAAUUUACAAAAAAAGUGUUGCAUUAAAUGCUUUAGAAAUGAUUUAUUUGCAGUAAACUGUUUGCUACUGGCAUUGAUAUCUGCAUACCUAAUUAAAAGGUACUAGUACUAAAUACAAUUACACGGGUGUACGUGUAAUUUGAUACUUGUUUAAUAUUUGCAUUGAUAUUUGCAUACCUCAUUAAAAGGUACUAACACUAAAUACAAUUACAACACAUUGCAUUAAUACCUAUCACAUGUUAUUGCUUAUGUAAUAUUAAUCACAAGAACCAAAGCUUAUAAGUAUAAACAAUAAAGAACUUAAAGAAGAACCAAAUGCAACCAAAUAAAUGACUUCAAAAACAUGUAUUUUGAAAUGUGUUGUAAAAUAGUCCUAAUAUUACAUAUGAAUUAAUGAAUUGUACCAUGUUGUUUUUUUGUCUCAAAAAUUAAAUGUGCAGAAGUAUUUGAUAUACUGAAUAUAUUAUAAACAAUAGAUUGAAUUAAUAUUGAGUAAUUGAGUUCACAAUAAAUAGCAUAAACAGCCCAUUGACAUUGUUUGCUUGACCAUAUUGAGAUAUGUGGUUCAGCAGCUUUGUAGAAUAAUGUUAUUAGUGAAAAUUAUGAAAAAUUAUUGAGUUAAAUUGAGGUUGAAGAUGGUUAAAGAGUCACUCUGGCCUAAAACAAGCAUUUUGUUUAAUUGUUUUUAAUGUGUAAUUAUUCAUGUUGUGUAAUAUUCUGUAUAUUACCAUCUUAUGUUUUCUUCAGUUUUUGUUCACUAGUGUUGUUUCACUACGUUACCCAACAUGCCUUGUGCGAUAUACUUCAUACUUCAUACUACAUACACCGAUAUAAUAAAUACUUAAUACAAACAGAUAUAAUAAAUAUCUCAUACAAAAUGAUGUAAAUAAAUGUGGUCCCACUUUAUAAUAGGUGUCUUUAAUAACUGCAGCUACAUGUUAUCAAUCCAUAUAAAAACAAGCUGGUGUUUACCAUAAAUAACAUCUUAAUAUCUGGUGAAGUACCCAUUGUUACAGAUUUAUUACAGUGGUACAGGUUAUAUAUAUAUAUAAUGUAAAUAGCUAAAUAUAUUAUAACCAUGAUAAAAUCUACUAUAUAAUGGGUAAUAUUGCAUCUGCUAUGAAAAAAAAAACAAAAACAAUAUAUUGCCCAGCUCAUACUCAUUGAUGCAGCGAACUGAACGUUCCUGUACUGCUGCUAGAGUCAGGUGAAUAGAAAUACUGUAAUGUGUCAGUGGGUCACUAAUAAUGUAAUUAAGAGUUAUUCAGAGGUCCGAUUAAAAAAUAAAUGUGGGCCAAUAUGUUUUUCUUAAAGGCCCUGGAAGAUUAGUGCAACAUUUUGUAUGCUGGAUUUUGUACCAUUUCUGCUUGUUGACUGGAGCUGAAAAGCUUAAAUGGCAAAAGAAUAAAGGGAGAAAAUAGGGGUGUUCUUAAACAUUUCCCUAGUAAAUAUAUAUCUAUAUUCUGCUAUUAUUUAUCAACACACACACACACAUAUAUUAGGAGAACUGAAGCUGGUGUGUGUGUGUGUGU
Molecule: messenger RNA, 4517 nt
Organism: Astyanax mexicanus (Mexican tetra)
Lineage: Eukaryota; Metazoa; Chordata; Actinopteri; Characiformes; Acestrorhamphidae
Gene: lrrfip1b
Product: leucine rich repeat (in FLII) interacting protein 1b
Exons: 18
Coding region: 673-2988 (771 amino acids)
Biological process (GO): regulation of transcription by RNA polymerase II
Molecular function (GO): DNA-binding transcription factor activity, RNA polymerase II-specific; RNA polymerase II cis-regulatory region sequence-specific DNA binding
Source: RefSeq, a predicted model, not a curated record